Messenger RNA from Eutrema salsugineum, 727 nucleotides. RefSeq names its product protein LURP-one-related 17. Lineage: Eukaryota; Viridiplantae; Streptophyta; Magnoliopsida; Brassicales; Brassicaceae. The transcript has 2 exons. The record is from RefSeq and is a predicted model, not a curated record. The coding region runs from base 62 to 727 and encodes 221 amino acids.
AUUUUGCGUUGAGAAUUAUUCAGAUCUAAACACUCCUAAUAUAAUCAACAAGAACUGAAAGAUGUUCCCUUUCUUGAAGCAUCUGUCGAGGUCGGUCCACGGCGACGAUGCUCAGUCGUCUCCGGAGCUCAGGGUCGCCGUCUCCUCCGUAGAGACUGGAGGCGCGUGUACCACACUUACGGUGUGGAGAAAAUCGCUUCUGGUGAGUUGCAAAGGAUUCACGGUGAUAGACUCGAAGGGAGAUUUGAUUUACCGGGUUGAUAAUUAUGCCCGAACCCGACCCGAAGAACUCAUCCUCAUGGAUAAAGAUGGCAACUCCGUCCUCCUCAUGCACCGUACCAAGAAGAUUACGAUAAUAGAUAGUUGGGGAAUAUAUGAAGCAAAGGAUACAAAUGGAGAAGCCAAAGUGCCAAAAUGCCCAAUCUGGUACAUGAGGAAGAACCUAAAGAUGAAUAUUCUAAAGACCAAAUCCGACAUUUUAGCGUACGUAUUUUCAGGAUCGUUGGAUAAGAAGAGCUCUUACGUCAUCAAAGGAUCGUAUAGAUGUAAAUCAUGUAAAAUAUUGCACGUCCCAUCGAACCGGACAGUGGUGGAGAUCAAAAAGAAAGAGGUCAAAACCAAAGGAGUCCGAUUCGGGUCAGAUGUUUUUGAUCUGGUUGUUAGUCCUGGUUUUGACACCGGUUUGGCAAUGGCUUUGGUCUUGUUAUUAGACCAAAUGUUCUCUUAA